This is a messenger RNA of Jaculus jaculus (lesser Egyptian jerboa), 939 nucleotides long. RefSeq names its product olfactory receptor 1J4-like. Gene Ontology annotation, cellular component: membrane. The record is from RefSeq and is a predicted model, not a curated record. Lineage: Eukaryota; Metazoa; Chordata; Mammalia; Rodentia; Dipodidae. The transcript has a single exon. The coding region runs from base 1 to 939 and encodes 312 amino acids. Gene Ontology annotation, molecular function: G protein-coupled receptor activity; olfactory receptor activity. Gene Ontology annotation, biological process: G protein-coupled receptor signaling pathway.
AUGAAGGAGAAUCAGAGCAGUGUGUCUGAGUUCAUCCUCCUGGGGCUCCCCAUCAGGCCAGAGCAGCAGGGCGUGUUCUUCAGCCUGUUCCUGGCCAUGUACCUGACCACAGUGCUGGGGAACCUGCUCAUCAUCCUGCUCAUCAGGCUGGAUUCUCGCCUCCACACCCCCAUGUACUUCUUCCUCAGCCACUUGGCUUUCACUGACAUCUCCUUUUCAUCUGUCACUGUCCCAAAGAUGCUUAAUAACAUGCAAACUCAGGACCAAUCCAUUCCCUAUGCAGGGUGUAUAGCACAGAUGUAUUUUUUCAUAUUUUUUACUGAUUUGGACAAUUUCCUCCUCACUUCAAUGGCAUAUGAUCGAUUCGUGGCCAUCUGUCACCCCCUCCACUACACCACCAUCAUGACACAGGAGUUGUGUACAUCACUAGUGGCUGUAUCCUGGGUCAUGUCCUGUGUCAGUGCCCUGUCUCACACCCUUCUUCUGGCCCGGCUGUCCUUCUGUGCAGACACCACCAUUCCCCAUUUCUUCUGUGACCUUGCUGCCCUGCUCAAGCUCUCGUGCUCAGACACCUCCCUCAAUGAACUGGUCAUUUUCACAGUGGGGGUAGCAGUCAUUACUCUACCACUAAUAUGCAUCUUGACCUCUUAUGGCUGCAUUGGGGUCACCAUCUUAAAAGUUCCAUCUACCAAAGGGAUCUGCAGAGCCUUGUCUACUUGUGGUUCCCACCUCUCUGUGGUGUCUCUAUAUUAUGGCACAAUUAUUGGACUUUAUUUUUUCCCUUCAUCUAGCACCUCCAGUGAUAAGAAUGUAGUUGCUUCUGUGAUGUAUACAGUGGUCACUCCAUUGCUAAACCCUUUUAUUUAUAGUCUUAGGAACAAAGACAUGAAGGGGGCUCUUGAGAAACUCUUCAAUAGGGCAACAAUCUCAUCUCAAUGA